AUGGCCACAGCAGAACAGACAAAGCAACAACAACAACAGCCAACCCUCCAACCGGAGGAGUACUCCGAAGCUGAUUAUGAUACCGACGACUAUGAAUACUCCGACGACGAUGAACCCGCACCUCAACCUCAACCUCAAAAUGUGAACCAGAAAAUGCAGCCGCGAAGACAACAGCAACAACAACAACAACAACAACAACAACAACAACAACAACAACAACAACAACAGCGCAGAACACAAAAAGACGACUACGUUGACAAUGACGACGAUGAUUAUACCUCCGACGAGCUAUAUUCCGAUGAGUACUCCGACGACGAUGACUAUGCCGAUAAAAAGGGCACCCAAGGCAAUGACAUGCAGCCAUACCAAUCAGGCAGACCGUCGAUAACCAACAACAAUAUCUCCGGGGGAAAUACUGAUACCGCUGAGAAGAAGGGGAAGAGCAUAGAUGAAGAGGAAGGGAUGAAGCUCAAGUUGGACUUGAAUCUGGAAAUUGAGGUUGAGCUCAAGGCGCACAUUCAUGGCGAUAUUACUUUGGCUUUACUUGCAUGA
This is a messenger RNA of Aspergillus glaucus CBS 516.65, 552 nucleotides long. RefSeq lists its product as uncharacterized. Bases 1 to 552 code for a protein of 183 amino acids. The transcript has 2 exons. The record is from RefSeq and is a predicted model, not a curated record. Lineage: Eukaryota; Fungi; Ascomycota; Eurotiomycetes; Eurotiales; Aspergillaceae.